CGUGGCGCGCCGGCGUUAGCAACAGUCGACAGAAAGCGAUCGUGAGAUCAACGAACGAGUAAGCAAGUCAACGAGCAAACAAAUCGGCUCAGCGAAUCAUCUCAGCGAAUUGAAGUGUCAAUUUUAUUCGAGACUUCGUGUUUUGAUAAAUCCAGAAGAGAGCAUGUCUCUGAUACCGCUGCUGUACUCUGACUGGUGGGAGGACCUGGGCCGUCCUCACCGGCUUUUCGACCAGGACUUCGGCCAAGGCAUUCAUCAGAAUCAGCUGAUGCAUCCAACUAUCCUCGAGCAGUUUAUGCAACCCUAUCUCGACCGGCGUCCGAGACCACAGUCGUCUGUGCUCUAUUAUCGACCCUGGGGUGAAUUGCUGCGUAAUAGGGAAGAAGGCGGCACCUCCACCGUGCAGGCGGACAAAGACAAGUUCCAGGUGAUCCUGGACGUGCAGCAAUUCAAGCCAGAGGAGAUCGACGUUAAGGUGGUGGACAAGAGCGUGGUGGUCGAGGCCAAGCACGAGGAGAAGAAGGACGAGCACGGCUGGAUCUCCCGGCAAUUCGUGCGCAAAUACCUGAUACCUGAGCAGUGCGAUAUCGAUCAGGUGACAUCGACUCUGUCAUCGGACGGCGUGCUGACCAUCAACGCGCCCAAGAAGAAUCUGGAGUCACAGAACGAGCGCUCGAUCAAGAUCGAGCAGACCGGCAAACCGGCGCUCCAGAACGAGGAGAAGAAAGCGGAGAAGAAAGCGGAGAAGAAAGAAGCGAAGAAGAAUUAAAGUCAGAAUGUCAAAGAAUUUACGAAUGAUCGUAUAAUGCCUAUAUAUUGUUUCUGUGAAACAUCGUUCCUUUAUGUUUUUUUUCUCUUGUAAGCUUACAUAAUUCAUGUCUGCUUUCUCAAUUAUUGUUUAUUAUUAUUAUUUUUGUAAAAUAACAAGAUAAUCGAAUAAAUUGUUCGGUAGAUUUAAUCAAA
Molecule: messenger RNA, 963 nt
Organism: Linepithema humile (Argentine ant)
Lineage: Eukaryota; Metazoa; Arthropoda; Insecta; Hymenoptera; Formicidae
Product: protein lethal(2)essential for life-like
Biological process (GO): response to heat; protein refolding
Cellular component (GO): cytoplasm; nucleus
Source: RefSeq, a predicted model, not a curated record